AUGCCACUCAAACGCCUGCCAGAGUCAUCCCCGCCUCGUUUCAAGCGCUCCUUUUCAGAAUAUUCCACCUCCACCAUUCCCAACUGCAUCGCUACCCCACCACGUCGGUCGUCCCCCUCCACGUCCUCUGAGGCCGCUGGAUCUCGGCGUUCGAGCACCCUGUCAUCAGAGAACGACAGAUGGGAGCUUGUUCCGCACAGCGACGAGGAGUCAACCAUUAACGACGAAGCUCCCGGUGGCGAGGGUGAUCUUAAUGACACCCAUCCUCACACUGUGACGGGUGAGAUGAACGGAACCGCGCCGGCCAAGACGGAGGCUCAGCCGCAAACUCCGCCACCUGGACCUGCAACCGAGGCCGUCAACUACCACCCUCGGUUCUCUGGGGAGGGCGACGUGGUUAUCAAGGCUGGCAUCGACAGCCCCAUCCAUUUCAAGGCCAACUACAAUGUCCUGGUGGCCUCCAGCUCGUGGCUGAAGACCAGGCUUCCUAAACCCCAAGCCAACACCGCUCCACCCGUCUUCCAUAUUGGCACCACCCCCGAGGACCUGGUGUUGCUUCUCCACUUCCUGCACGAGGUGGACGGGCAGUGUCAGCUUCCACCGCUUCAAGCGUCCCUUGAGGACUGGGUUUCCCUCUAUUGGCUUCUCAGUAUCUUUGGCAGCCCGGCAUACCUCAUCCCAAUCCUCACCAAACGCGCCAGCGAAGCAGCAUUGAAGCGGAUCUCCGAUCUGGGCGACUGUCCUCACCAAGACGACGUCCUGGACGUCCUUGCGGCCGCGAUCGUGUUCAAACUCGGUUUGGUGUUUGCUACCGUUUUCUCCCGCAAGUUCCGCCGCGAGGGGUGGAGCAUUGUUGACAAUAUCACCCACGUCAACGGCCAUGCCCUGGCAGCGCGCCACAAGACAGUGUACGAGGUCCUGCUGGCUCUUGAGCGAGCGUCGCUUCACUUUCAGAUGGCGAAGAGCCAGAUUAAAGUGAAGCUGGACUUUGAGACCUCAGUGUUCUUGAUGUACGACGGACAGCAGAUCCAGCUCAAGCUCUGGAACGAUGACAGGAGGAAGGGUCUUGUUGGGAGGAAGAACUGA
Messenger RNA from Apiotrichum porosum, 1086 nucleotides. RefSeq lists its product as uncharacterized. The coding region runs from base 1 to 1086 and encodes 361 amino acids. NCBI's taxonomy places the organism in Eukaryota, Fungi, Basidiomycota, Tremellomycetes, Trichosporonales, Trichosporonaceae. The record is from RefSeq and is a predicted model, not a curated record. The transcript is spliced from 2 exons.